GGUGGAAAUACUGUAAUCGUUGGCUAGCGMGAGCUGGUAGGGCCUUUCAAGUCGGUUCUUCGUGAUUAAAAUACCCUAAGUAUAUGUAAUAUGGAAGCCACUGCUAAGCACGACUUUCAAGCUAGCUCAGACGAUGAAUUAUCGUUCAAAAAGGGGACUAUUUUAAAGAUCUUAAAUAUCGAUCCCGAGCACCAGUGGUACAAGGCUGAAUCAGAAGGAAGAGAAGGUUAUAUACCAGCGAACUACAUAGAAAUGAAACCACACGACUGGUUCCAUGGAAGGAUAAAAAGAAGUGACGCAGAAGCAAAUUUAAUGAGAAGCGAGACGCAAGAUGGAGCAUUUCUUAUUCGAGAGAGUGAGAGCACACCUGGGGACUUCUCUUUAUCAGUUAGGUUCCAAAGCAAUGUGCAACACUUCAAAGUUCUGAGAGACGGAGCUGGAAAAUACUUUCUUUGGGUGGUCAAGUUUAAUUCCCUCAAUGCRUUAGUUGAGUAUCAUAGAACGUCAUCUGUUAGUAGGUCUCAGCAAAUAUUUCUGCGAGAUAAAAAGUCUGGGAAUGAUCAGAGCGAUAACUCCCUGAAUGUAACAGCCCUAUUUGACUUUGAGGCACAAGAAGAGGGCGAAGUAAGCUUUAAGAAAGGAAAUCUAAUAAAAGUUUUGGAGAAAACUGAUCCAAACUGGUGGAAAGGGCAAGUUGUUACUGGAAAUCUAAGUGGAAAUGUUGGUCUUUUCCCAUCAAAUUAUGUCAAAGUACCCAAAUAAUGACGUUAUUGCACGYAUUGAACUGUUCCCACCAGMAAGAACUCAUAUCACAGUAUUAGGGAGAAGUURGUAUUCUAGAAAAAACCUUUUGUAUUAAAUGUAUUUUGCUACAGUCUUCUAACAAAUGAUAUAUGACAUAACUAGUGGAUUAGUUUGUCAUAAUUACAAUAGGUGAAAAUUAUAUAGUUGAUAAUUAAUGAUUUCUAAUACCUAUUUCAAAAAAUGGUUUGUUGGAUAAAGUGGCAAACAGCAAUUGUCAAAUGGAGAUUGCACSACUGAAAGGAGCCAGUGUUUUUAGACACUAGCRUAGUUGAAUCACRGGCUUUAAUUUAUGCUGUGAUAGUUUCCCAUGGAAACUGGAUGACGCAGUUUGAGRGCGACUAURAAKUUUUGAGAAACAUCCCAUUUAGGGCAAAUAUCACAUCGAAAUGUUGAGAUUUUAACUGUUCUAUUGUUUUUAUUAUUCAACAUCCAAAUUUUCUGAAGCGGCAGCUCUCCACAGCGGGUACUAUAGACAUCAYGUGGUAGACUMUUGACCAAUGAGAAUGGAGGAAAAUUUGUUGUUGAMUAUGAUAUAAGAUAGCCUGUKGUAURMAUAGGCUCCUUUUAGUCUUCACGCAAGAUAAAUCCAACAACUUUGACAAACAGUAUAACUAUAUUUCAUUUCAGCCAUAUAAUUGGCAUUUGACAAUUGCUAUUCGUCAAUCUCMCCACCAACAUUUUUGAACUAGGUGUAUUUAAGCCAUCAAGCAUAAUCUCUAAAUGGGAAAACAUUGUAGCUUAUGAACUGUAAAAAUUAUUAAGAGAAUUAAAUGGUAUGUUUUGACCUAUUUAGAUGGCUAAUCUAAAAUAAUUGAACUUCUUGGCCUUGUGGAUUGUGAGGUAAAAUCCUACAGCUCAAACAAUACAGUCUACUCUCUUGAAGUUCAUUUAUUAUCAAUAAAAUGAAAGUUCAGGUAGUCUAUGCUCUAUCUACUUAAAUGUACUAGUUAACCAGCAGAGCACAACACUUGUAGCUUGUGUUGAAUCAGGAAAUUUUCUUGCUCAAGAAAAUUCUAGAUGCAACUCAAGAAAAAGAAGAAAUGAUUCUCAUUAUUCUAUAAAAUGGUGUGCAAUUUUAGAUGGUUAUCUUUUGAUCAGGCAAGUAAUAAGAACGCUUGCUCUUAUAUAUUUUGUCAUGUUAGUAUAUSAUCUGUUCAAUAAGUUUAUCUAGUAUUUGUAGAAGUAAGCUUAACUAAUGUGAAAAUCAAAAUUUCAUUCAAGUUUAAUGAAAUUUGUCCUUUUAUCAGCCUUUUUUUGGUAACUGGCAUUUGCAAUGUAUAUAUUAUUAAUGAAAAAUAAUUUGCUAGAUCUAAUAGUUUUAGUUUAAAUAAAUGAAGAAUGAUUUGCUAAAUAUAAUAGUAAUUAGUUCAAAAAAUAAAUCUAAUCUGCAAUGGCUAGCGGAAAACAUUUAUUGAUUUGCAAUAUAUAGAUUAUUAAUCGUUAUUUAGUGGAAAAUAGAUUUUGUAAUUAAAGUUUACUCGAUGCAUCUUCACA
This is a messenger RNA of Exaiptasia diaphana, 2298 nucleotides long. Its product is annotated as growth factor receptor-bound protein 2. The coding region runs from base 91 to 762 and encodes 223 amino acids. Gene Ontology annotation, molecular function: protein binding. The record is from RefSeq and is a predicted model, not a curated record. The transcript has 6 exons. Lineage: Eukaryota; Metazoa; Cnidaria; Anthozoa; Actiniaria; Aiptasiidae.